Messenger RNA from Rubroshorea leprosula, 2890 nucleotides. NCBI's taxonomy places the organism in Eukaryota, Viridiplantae, Streptophyta, Magnoliopsida, Malvales, Dipterocarpaceae. The record is from the annotation of a GenBank genome assembly.
AGAGCCUCCUAACUUGUUCAACCAAAAACCAUUUCCCUUAGGCCAUAUGCCCAGCAUGAUCACUUCCAUUUUCACUCAUUUUCUUCUUCUAUUUCUCGUUCACUUAUUUUCUAAUGAAUUUAUAUUCCUCCAAGCAAGUGGAUUUGGUUCCUAUUCAACCAACUUCACAACUUGUUGGGAGAUAGAGAGAAAUGCACUUCUCAAGUUCAAAGAAGGUCUCAAAGAUCCUUCAGGCCGGCUUUCUUCUUGGGUUGGCAAUUAUUGUUGUACAUGGUCAGGUGUUGGCUGCAACAGGCAAACGGGACAUGUCACGAAGCUUGACCUCAGGAUGCCCCCCAUCAGUUCUAAUUUUAAUCAUCCAACAACUUUUGAUUUUGCAUCCUUACAAGUUGGAUCCUUGGACUCUCUUCAUUGGAAUUUCUCAGCUUAAACUCCAUGACAUCCCUACCUCUCUUCCAGUUGUGAACUUCAGUUCUAUUCUGGUCAUUGAUCUUUCAUCAAAUGAUUUCAAUUCACCAUUACCCAGCUGGUUGUUCAAUAUAAGUUCUCUUGUUGAGCUUGAGUUGUCUUCUAAUGGCUUUAGUGGAAAAUUGCCUUCAUAUUUAGAAAAUCUUAAUAACAUGAGGGAUCUUAAUCUUGAUUACAAUGAUCUUUUAGGUCUACUUCCAAUUUCUAUUGGAAACUUAUCAUCCUUGGAGAUUUUAUGUCUUUCUUUGAACCAAUUGAAUGGAACAAUUCCUGAAACCAUCGGACAAUUGAAAAAGUUGAUUAGUUUAGAUCUUAGUUCUAAUAACUGGGGAGGUGUUGUGUCUAGAAUUCAUUUUCUCCACCUAAACAAUAUGAAGGAAUUUUUUUUAUCCUCCGUCAAAGAAAAGUCACUUGUAUUUGAUGUGGGAUAUGAUUGGAUUCCUCCUUUCAGUCUAAAGAUAAUCUCCAUUAGAAAUUGUCAGAUGAAUCCCAAGUUUCCUAUAUGGCUCCAAACUCAGAAGGAACUACAGAUUGUUGAGCUUACAGAAGUUGGAAUUUUAGGUUAUGUACCUGAUUGGUUUUGGAAACUAAGUCCACAAAUUGUCGUUUUAUCUCUUCGUGGUAACAAAUUGCGUGGAGAGCUUCCAAGAUCAUUAAAAUUUCAAUCAAAUUCUUCUGUAGACCUCAGUUUCAAUUUAUUUGAGGGAUUGGUUCCACUAUUUUCUGGCGUCUGCAUGCUCAAUUUGAAAAAUAACUCACUCUUAGGACCAAUUCCAACAAAUUUUGGUGAUGCCAUGCUAGAUUUAAUGCUUAUGGAUCUUUCUGAGAACUACUUCAAUGGCAGCAUUCCUUCUUCAAUAAAUAAGUUGGAGAACUUGAGACUUCUAUUCCUAGCAAAUAAUGAGCUUUCUGGAAAGAUUCCUUCAAUGAAUAGAUUGAACAAUUUGAGAAUAUUAGACCUUUCAAAUAACAAUUUGCUUGGUAACAUUCCAAGCUCCUUAUGCUCACAGUCUCCUCUUGUUUAUUUGAAAUUGAAUGGCAACAAUCUUUAUGGAAAGCUUUCAUCCUUGCGAAACUGCACAAACUUGAGGGCACUUGGUCUUGCAAAUAAUCAAUUCCAUGGAGGCAUUCCAAGAUGGACUGGAGAAACUCUAUCUCAUCUAUCAAUACUACAGUUACAAGGAAACAUGUUUAGGGGAAAGAUACCAAAAAGUCUGUGCAGUCUUCCUUUUCUCCAUGUUAUGGAUUUAGGGCGGAAUAAUUUUGCGGGAUCAAUUCCACCAUGUCUAGGCAAUUUAAGUAACCUGUAUCACUCAAAAAAUGAUACUCAUGUAUCUCCUACCGCUGUUGCUUUUGCUGCUGCUGCUAUUUCUACUACUGUUGCUACUUCUAUUGGUGGUGAUAAUGAUGCUACUAUUGUUGGUGUUCUUAUUGCUGAGCUUAUGCCUUUCCCUUUUGGAACCCAUAUGGAAUUUAGUGUUAAAGGACAAACACUUGAAUUUUUAAACACAAUUGAUUUCUUGAAUUUGAUAGAUUUAUCAAGUAAUAAUCUUGAAGGAGAAAUUCCGAAGGAGAUAAUGAAGCUUUCUGCCUUGGGUACAUUGAACUUAUCUCGGAACCAGUUAACAAGAAACAUCCCAGAGAAGAUUGGAGACUUGCGGCUGUUAGAAACUCUUGACCUCUCAGUCAACCAUCUUUCAGGCCCUAUUCCAGCAAGCAUGUCGUCUAUGACUUUUUUGAGCCAUCUGAAUUUGUCUUAUAAUGAUCUAUCUGGACCAAUCCCAUCAGCAAACCAAUUCCAAACCUUCAAUGAUCCAACCAUUUAUGAAGGAAACCCAAAACUUUGUGGAGCUCCAUUGCCCACCAACUGUUCAACACACAAAAAUGAUACUCCAGAAGGAUAUAUUGGCAAGGAUAGAGAUGAAAGUUGGUCAGAGAGGUUGUGGUUCUACAUUGGAACAGCAUCUGGAUUUGUGGUGGGAUUCUGGGCUGUUUGUGGAACUUUGGUGAUCAAGAAGUCUUGGAGACAUGCCUACUUUCGCUUUGUGGAAGAAAUGAAGGAUAGGAUCUACGUCUUCAUUGCAGUGAAGACAGCUCGUUUACAAAAGAAGCUAAAGGGUGAAAGAAGCUGAGACCAUUGGUAAAGGUAAUAAGUUUAUGUCUUGAUGGCUUAUUAGUUCUACACCAAAAAUGCUGUCUGUUUCUGCAAUAUGGUUCUACUUUAGGGGGUUUGACUUGUGAAGACAAAUCAUCAAUUUGGAGGAAGUUUACUUUGUGUUGCCAAUGAUAAUAGCUUAAUAUCAAUUUAUUACUUUUGUUGUCAAGGAAUGUCAGUGUUUGCAAUCUGGUGUUAUGUGCAUUGGCAAAGUAAUGGUGACUCUUGUUUGUUUAUGUUACUUUGAACUAUUGAAAUUGAUGUUCU